Vicugna pacos (alpaca) is the source of this 2442-nucleotide messenger RNA. Lineage: Eukaryota; Metazoa; Chordata; Mammalia; Artiodactyla; Camelidae. The record is from RefSeq and is a predicted model, not a curated record.
UUCCCGGCGGGGGGGCAGGGGACGGGGCGCUGCAGGAGGCCAGGGACUCCAGGCGGAGGAGCCCUAAGGAGACCCACCUGAAGACUAACGAGUUGCCAUGGCAUCCUACUACGAGAUCCUAGACGUGCCGCGAAGUGCGACUGCUGAUGACAUCAAAAAGGCGUAUCGGAGGAAGGCUCUACAGUGGCACCCAGACAAGAAUCCAGAUAAUAAAGAGUUUGCUGAGAAGAAGUUCAAGGAGGUGGCCGAGGCAUAUGAAGUGCUGUCUGACAAGCAUAAGCGGGAGAUCUACGACCGCUAUGGCCGGGAAGGGCUGACUGGGGCAGGAACUGGCCCAUCUCGGGCGGAAGCUGGUGGUGGUGCGCCUGGCUUCACCUUCACCUUCCGCAGCCCUGAGGAGGUCUUCCGGGAGUUCUUUGGGAGUGGAGACCCUUUUGCGGAGCUCUUUGAUGACCUGGGCCCCUUCUCAGAGCUUCAGAACCGGGGUGCCCGACACUCGGGCCCUUUUUUCGCCUUCUCUUCCUCCUUCCCUGGGCACUCUGAUUUCUCCUCCUCGUCUUUCUCCUUCAGUCCUGGGGCUGGUGCUUUUCGCUCUGUUUCUACAUCUACCACCUUUGUCCAAGGACACCGUAUCACAACACGCAGAAUCAUGGAGAACGGGCAGGAGCGGGUGGAAGUGGAAGAGGACGGGCAGCUGAAGUCUGUCACAAUCAAUGGUAUCCCAGACGACCUGGCACUGGGCUUGGAGCUGAGCCGUCGCGAGCAGCAACAGUCUGUCGCCUCCAGGUCUGGGGCCACGCAGGUCCGGCAGACCCCUGCCUCACGUUCCCCCGACAGCGACCUCUCUGAGGAUGAUGAGGACCUACAGCUUGCCAUGGCCUACAGCCUAUCAGAGAUGGAGGCAGCUGGGAAGAAACCAGCAGGUGGGCGGGGGGCACAGCGACGACGGCAGGGGCAGCCCAAGGCUCAGAACCAAGAUCCGGGCACAGUGGGGACCCCUGAGGGUGCAAGGGGUGACACAGCCAAACCCAGCCCAUCUCCAGAGGAGAAGGCCUCUCGCUGCCUCAUCCUCUGAUCACCAGGCCCAACCCACCCUGAUUCAGGGUGACCAGGGGUCCUGCUCACUAUCAGGCGAGCAGAGAGGGGCGUGACCUGAGUUACAGGCGCCUCCCCGCACCUCUGCCUCCACGCUCCCUCCCAGGUCCACACACCUCCAGCGUGGACUUGGGAUUUGCUGUGCUCAGCCCAUGGCUGAUAGGUCCCUGGUGAAGCCCAGGGUGGAGGGUGGGGGGGGUCACAGGGCAGCCAGAGGGCCUGAGGAGUCAGGAUGUGCUUACUCUUAUUAGAAGGGGAGUUUCUAAGGGGCAUUAGUGGCUUGGGUCAGGCUUUUUGUGCCCUGGUCUUCUGCCAUCUAUGUUGCUGAUGAUAUUAAGGAAGGAGGACUUGGCCUGAGGUUCUCUGAGCCAGAGUUGGCAGCUACGACUCCCCUUGUCCGGCUGCAGACACCCCCACCCUGGUUUCUGCGCAGUGUUGAGCUCUGACGUGUCUGUCGCUUCCCUCCUGGUGCUGCUGCUUCUCCCUUGCACUCUUCUCUCUGCAAUUCCCUGUGGGCCACAUCGCUUGCUUUCACUGCCGUCUGGCUGGGACUCCCUUCUUCCUUCCCCCAGAGGCCUCUUUGUGGCGAGGAAGAUGCUGUGGCCGGUAGGGCCAUAAGGUCUUCCGGGGAGGCUAGCUGGGUGGGGCGGGAGCCUCUCAGCCAUCCAGAUUCGGAACCGGAGCCCACUCCUCCUCCCUUCCUCUUGCUGCCUCAGCCUGCCCCGGGCCUUGGGACUAGCCAGAGAUGUGUUCUGAGCUGGAUGUCCUGGACCCAGAGUCGCUGCACAGUUCCAACAGGACAGCGCCCAACCCUGUGCACUGGGAGGGGACCCUCCAUUCCUCUCCCUCACCCGUGCUGAGCGUAGAGCCGGGCCUGGGUGGUGGGUGGGGGCCGGGUGGGAGGUAGUCUUAGCCUGUAAACGCUUCCCUGGGUGUUUGGUGCUGUCGCUUAGGGACUACAAGUCCCAGAAUGCAACGCACCCUGCCUCCUAUCUGAUAGAUCCUGCUUGGGGGAAGUGGUAUGUGGUUACAGAGCUGUGCAUCUUGGGACAUGUAGUUCCUGCCCUGGUCAGCCUGUCACUCACUGUGAGAUGGGGAGAUCUCGUCAUUUGAUUUGUCCCUGGCAGGGGUGGCAAGAAUGUGGAUGAAGGGGUAAUGGUCUGAGCUUUGCUUCCCUGACACCUCUUGCUAGUGCCGGGGUUAGAGUGUAUAAAUCAAGGCCCUGCAGCAUCUGGGAGAGGCUCUUUCCUGUGGGCAGUCCUGUGGUCCAAGAUUGAGCCAGGCAGAUCAACUAAGCCGGGUGUGGUCUCAGAAGGAUAGUGGGUAAGGGCUGGCAGAGAUCUUUGU